This is a messenger RNA of Gaeumannomyces tritici R3-111a-1, 153 nucleotides long. RefSeq lists its product as hypothetical. The record is from RefSeq and is a predicted model, not a curated record. The transcript has a single exon. NCBI's taxonomy places the organism in Eukaryota, Fungi, Ascomycota, Sordariomycetes, Magnaporthales, Magnaporthaceae. Bases 1 to 153 code for a protein of 50 amino acids.
AUGCCUGUCCCGAAUGAGUGCUGUACGCAGGAAAAUUUUGCCGUCCCGUGUCUGUUCUGGUACAAACAUUUUGCCAUGCUGGAGGCCCAGUUGCUGGGCGGCGUUUUCUUCUCGGAUGAGGUCAGCAAGGUCGGCACCUUGCGGAAUGUCUAG